GGCCCUUCUCCACACAUGCGCAUUGUCCUUGCUCGGGAGAUGGGUGGCUGCAGUGUUUUGGGCCGGAUCUGGGGUGUAUGGCGGCGGCGGCCAGGGGUCCACGCAGUGCCCAAGGCCCCAGGCUUUGGCACCGAAGCCGGACAUCGGCUGCGACCCCGAGGCUCCAGCAAACGGUCGAGGCCCCUGGGGGGCCAGCCAUUCCCGGGGCUGCUGCAGCUAGAGAACCUCAGUCGGGAGGAGCUGGUUGAUGUGCUGAGGGCUGCAGUAGUGGACCAGAAAGGACCUCUAGUGACAUUGAAUAAGCCACCGGGUCUACCAGUGACAGGAAAACCAGGAGAGUUGACAUUGUUCUCAGUGCUGCCAGAGCUGAGCCAGUCCCUGGGGCUUGGGGAUCAGGAGCUCCAGGUUGUGCAAGCAUCUGGGAAAGAGACCUCUGGGCUUGUACUCCUCUCCAGUUGUCCUCAGACAGCCAGCCGCCUCCAAAAGUUCUUCAUCUACUCACGGAGAGCCCAGAGGCCCACAGCCAACUACUGUGCUGUCACUGAUGGGAUCCCAGCUACUUCUGAGGGGAAGAUCCAAGCAGCUUUGAAACUGGAACACGUUGAUGGCGUUGAUCUUGUAAUUCCAGUGAAGUCCCCAUCCCGAAAAGACUUCCAAGAAGGUGUCAAGAGGACCCUCAGCCACUUCCAUGUGGUGGCCAUGGGCUCUGGCUGUGCCUUGGUCCAACUGCAGCCACUGACAGUGUUCCCCAGUCAGCUCCAGGUACACAUGGUACUACAGCUCUGCCCUGUGCUCGGGGAUCACACAUACUCUGCCCGUGUGGGCACUGUCCUGGGUCAGCGCUUUCUACUGCCAGCAGAGAGCACCAAGCCCCAAAGACAGGUCCCGGAUGACGCCCUCCUCAGACGCCUCUGCCUGACCCCCUCCCAGGCUGCCCAACUGCCCUUGCAUCUCCACCUGCAUUGUCUCCAUCUUCCAGGCAUGAGGCCCGGGGAGGCCCCCAUGAAGCUUCUGGCACCCUUGCCCUCUUAUUUCUCCAGGACCCUACAGUGCUUGGGGCUCCACCAACAAUAAUGCUCCUUCUGUUCCUUUUGUUUCUGCUGGAAAGCAGUGGGGAUGGGGUGGGAGAUGAACCUACGAUGAGGCCUGAGGAGAAUGAGGUCAGUACUCAACAUGCAGUAAGGCCUCGCUUUAAGAUCCUGGGCUCUGCAUUCGGACACACCUAAGAUCAAAGCCUGCCUAGGCCACCUGCUGCAUGGUGUUAGGCAAAUGACUUCAUCUCUUUGGACGUGCAUUAAUAAAAGUACCUACCUCAUA
Messenger RNA from Herpailurus yagouaroundi (jaguarundi), 1317 nucleotides. It is a transcript of the gene RPUSD3, whose product is annotated as RNA pseudouridine synthase D3. The record is from RefSeq and is a predicted model, not a curated record. Lineage: Eukaryota; Metazoa; Chordata; Mammalia; Carnivora; Felidae. Gene Ontology annotation, molecular function: pseudouridine synthase activity; RNA binding. Gene Ontology annotation, biological process: pseudouridine synthesis. Bases 16 to 1074 code for a protein of 352 amino acids. The transcript is spliced from 9 exons.